Molecule: messenger RNA, 2082 nt
Organism: Parastagonospora nodorum SN15
Lineage: Eukaryota; Fungi; Ascomycota; Dothideomycetes; Pleosporales; Phaeosphaeriaceae
Exons: 2
Coding region: 1-2082 (693 amino acids)
Biological process (GO): mRNA processing
Cellular component (GO): nucleus
Molecular function (GO): RNA binding
Source: RefSeq, a predicted model, not a curated record
AUGGCGUACAAACGCCCACGUGCGAAUUCACCUUCGUCCGCCCAGAAGCGAUCCCGUCCAUCCAAAUAUGUGUCUCUUGGCACCGAGCUGCCAGAUGAAGACGGCGACGAUGGCGCCUUCGUGCCAGUAUGGAAGCAGACCGUGACCGACGAACGAGGUCGCAGGAGACUCCACGGUGCAUUUACUGGAGGCUUCAGUGCAGGAUACUUUAAUACAGUUGGAUCUAAAGAAGGAUGGGCACCCAAGACCUUUGUAUCUUCCCGCGCGAACCGCAACAAAGACCAAUCCCAUGGCCAGACGCAGCGAGCCGAGGAUUUCAUGGACGAGGAGGAUUUGGCGCAAGCGGCUGAGUCUCGUCAGCUCGAGACUGCGCAGAACUUUGCUGGCAUAGGCGAAGCUGGUGCAGGGGAUGAGAACGAUGUUUUUGGGCUCUUCCUGACUCAAGAGGAGACCAUGGGCGUGAAGAUUGCGCAGAAGAUGGGCUGGCGCAGAGACCAGGGCAUUGGUCGGAAAGUUCGUCGCAAUGCUCGCCUGGAGGAUGACGCUUCUGGAGACUCAGCUGCACACAUGUUCGCUCCAGAGGAUGCCCGAAUCAUGACAAUCUCACGGGAGGAAGUGAAGCGAAAAGGCCUGGGAUACUUGUCGGAAGCCCGACUGAGUGUAGCAGCGGAUAAACAGCCAGAGCGCAGCGCCAUACCGGACAUGCAUUUCCUCGAGGACUCAAAAAAGUCAGCGUUGAAGAAGCCCGUUGUCAAGAAGUCAUCGUUCGGUGUUGGCAUUCUGAACGACACUGGCUCCGAUGACGAAGACCCGUACGAGCUUGGGCCCAAGAUUACGUUCAACAAGACGAUUGGCAAAGACAAGAAGACGAAAAAGCCAAGCAAGUUCGCCAAAGCAGGCAUCCCUGAUAAGCCGGUGUUUGUGUCCAGGAAGAAGGAUACUUCCAAGUCGCUCACGCUGCUAUCGAGGAAUUCCAUGGACGGAAAGCCACCGCUGAAGGGUUUCACUCUAGCCACGGACAUCGCCGAACUCAGAAAUAAACCCAAAUACCCGCCGCCCAAGAUACCCCCUGGUUGGAAGUCCUCAAAGAAUGCUGCUGCUGCAGAUCCUGCCAAGUAUCAAUCUGUUGCGGAAGCAGCAAAGGCCUCGACUCUCGACACUAAGGCACGUUCGGCACUCUUGGGAGAAAAGGCCCUUCCCGGCAAAUCAGUCUUCGACUUCAUACCUAAGGAUGCUCGCGACCGUCUCGCCAAUCUCUCUGGUAGAGCCGACCUGCCUCAAGGUUUAGGCCAAUCCGGUCCUGAAGGCCACUUACCAGCCGCCACCGCGCAGCCCAAAGAUCUCUGGAGCCUCGUCCCCUUUCUCGACAAGGGAAUUGCGGCAGGGGCGUUAGCAAAAGGCGCAACAGGCUGGAUGCCGUAUUCCGAAGACCCUGCGAAGCGCGCACGAUACGUCGGGUUCCUUGAGCUCCGCGCCGGUCUGAAGACUGACCUGCCGGAGCGAACGUCUGGCCUUUCAAUCUCAGACUGGGUCAAGGAAUUGCAGGAAUUCGCGCAUGCCGCUGAGGUCUUCAAGCCGACGACGGGCAUCAUGGCUUCGAGAUUCACGUCUUCGAGCUCGUCUACGAUACAAGGCAGUGCGGGGAGUGGUCAAGAGAAUGUCCUCCGCCAACCCACAGCGAAACCAGAAGAUCCAGCGGAACAAGCAGCGAAGCUGGGCAUGUAUGGCGCCAUGACACGGACUACGUUCCCUUUUCAUCCAUCGCGAUUACUCUGCAAGCGCUUCAAUGUCAAGCCGCCGCCUGAUAUGCCGCCUGGUGGUGACGCCGGUGAAGGUGGUUUUAGAAAGGAGACGGAAGAAGUAGUAUCGAAGAAUGCUAUGGAGAAGAUGCUGCAUGAGGUCUUGACGAAUGGGCCGGGGCUGCAGAGACCGGCGUGGAUGGGAAAGGCUGACGGGCCUAAGGAGACGCCACAGACUGAUCAUGCGGUUGUGGAUGUAGAGAAGAAUGAGGCACUGACUAGUGAGCGCGCGCCAGAAGAUGUGUUUAAAGCAAUUUUUGGCGAUGAUGAUGAAGACGACUGA